Pogoniulus pusillus (Red-fronted tinkerbird) is the source of this 1308-nucleotide messenger RNA. It is a transcript of the gene MGARP, whose product is annotated as mitochondria localized glutamic acid rich protein. The record is from RefSeq and is a predicted model, not a curated record. Gene Ontology annotation, cellular component: mitochondrion; mitochondrial outer membrane. The coding region runs from base 138 to 857 and encodes 239 amino acids. Lineage: Eukaryota; Metazoa; Chordata; Aves; Piciformes; Lybiidae. Gene Ontology annotation, biological process: anterograde axonal transport. The transcript is spliced from 5 exons.
UCCGGGGGCGGGGCUACGCCGGUCCCGCCCCUCAAGAAAGAGGGGUGGAGGAUCGGUGUCUUCUGCCUCCGCCGCGUUUCGCGCUGUCAGGCAGUCCGGCGUGCCCGCUCUGCUAUCCAGCCAUCGCUGUCGCCGCCAUGUACCUCUGCAGGGCCACCUCGCAGGCACUGGCCUCCCGCCUAAGCAGGGCUCCCCCUGCUGCCAGCCGCCUCAAGCAGCGUGCACCUCCUCGCCAGAUGUCAUCUGGGAGUGUUCCUGGCUCUUCUGGAGAGAACAUGAUUUACUACCUCCUUGCUGGUGUUGCUGCUUUUGGUGGUUUAUUUUAUGCCUACAGAGUAGUCAGCUCGUCCCGCAGCAACUACAUUGAACAUAUGAAUAUUCUUCAUGAGAGGGCUGAGGGGCGGAAAACCAAACCUUGGUCGAGCAGGGGUGACAAAGAAGAGACAAGUGGAGUCACUGAAGGAGAGACAGCCAUGGAAGAGGCUGCUGCAGUAGCUGCUGCUGGACCUGCAGUACAGGAUGAAAGUUCUGGGGUACUCUCAGAAACUGGAGAGGAGAAGGAUUUGCUGGCUCCCGAGGCACCCCCUGCUGUGGAGGAAGCACAGCAGGAAGCUGCUGCUAAUUUGGAAGUCGUCGCUAAUUCAGAAGCUGCUGCAGUGCAAGAAACUGUGGCUGAAGUCUUGGAUGUUGCAGCUUCUUCUGCUCAUGAGGAAAACUUAGACAAGGAAAGAGCAGCUAUCAAGAUUUCUGACACAUCCUCAAGGAACAAGGAGGUCGAUGCUGAGGAGUUGAGGCAGGCUUCAGAAGGUGCAAGAGUGCAGCUGGGUCUGGGAUGCUUUGUCUCUGGAAAGCACUGAUGGCUGCUUGCACUGAACUAGCUGCAAGAACAGGCAGGACUCAAGGGAUGCAGUGUGGCUGCUAGCAAUAACUCUGCUUGGCACCUGAGCAGGAAAUGACAAACUGAAAUUCUGUGCCAUGAAGUGGGAAGAAGUCUUGCUAAGCUGGAUGCUGGGAGUGUGUUUUUCUCUAGCUCUGCUACAUGGCUAAAUGUAAAGUUCAUUAAAAACAAUGCAUUCUCCUUUGUGCUGCGUGAGAUGCAACACACUCUUCUUUUUUGUUGUUGUUUUUUUCUUUUAAUAUCUGAAUUAAUUUGAAAGAUUUUCUUAAAUUGCAUUGCUGUAAGGAAAAAUAUAGAGCAUGUGAUAUUUAUAAGCCUCACAGUGUUUCCCUGCAGCUACAAAUUGUCUUUUAUUGCUGUUGAGGUUGAACAAUAUAAAUGAAUGCAAAGAAAAAUGUGUCUUAAAAUCA